Molecule: messenger RNA, 1562 nt
Organism: Truncatella angustata
Lineage: Eukaryota; Fungi; Ascomycota; Sordariomycetes; Amphisphaeriales; Sporocadaceae
Product: OST3/OST6 family protein
Exons: 3
Coding region: 358-1356 (332 amino acids)
Cellular component (GO): oligosaccharyltransferase complex
Source: RefSeq, a predicted model, not a curated record
CUCCGCCAGAAGCCACUAUGUAGCGCCAGUUUUCUGAGUGGGUGACGAGUCACGUCACGAAGCUCCAAGCCACAACAGGCCAGCCGGAGGUCAGUUACGGUUAGUCUUCCCCCCCAAUCCCGAUUAAGGCCACCUUUUGUACUUGGAACGCUUUGGAUAGUUAGAGCUAAUCUGUCUAUCUACCACCUGUCUCAAUAUUACCAGCACAGCGUAGCUACCUUCGAGAUCAGGACGUCGUCUUUGAAUUGACCUCAGCGUCCUUCUCGUGUGUGUACACCUUGCACGCAACUGACUCACCAAUUGCCCGCAGACGGCCACGUUCUUUUCCCUCCUCUUCAAUUCGUCGUCAUCCUCACCAUGCGCUGGCUGCCCGUCUUCCUCUCUCUGGCUCUGCCCUUUGGCUCGUUCGCUGCCAAGAAAUCAGCAUCCGCUGUCGACCGCUUCGAUGACUUCCACGCAAAGACCCUCUCUUCCUACGCCCCUGCGAAGCUAGAUGACAGGGCCUACAAGAAGCUGACCUCGGCGCCUCGAGACUUCACUGCCGCAGUCCUCCUGACUGCCAUGGACAACCGCUUCGGCUGCCAACUAUGUCGCGAGUUCCAGCCCGAGUGGGACCUCCUUGCUAAGAGUUGGAUCAAGGGCGACAAGAAGGGAGAUUCGCGUCUUGUCUUUGGCACAUUGGACUUUGCCGACGGAAGGGACACUUUUGUUUCUCUCGGCCUUCAGACUGCUCCCGUGCUGCUGCUCUUCCAGCCCACCACCGGCCCUCACGCUGUUGCCGCUGCCGAGCCUCUACGCUAUGAUUUCACCAACGGUCCCCAGGUUGCCGAGCAGGUCCACAGCUGGGUCGCCCGCCACAUGGCCGACAGACCCCAACCCCCGGUCAAGCGUCCCGUCAACUAUGUCUUCUGGCUCGUCACCAUUGUCACUGUGCUUGGAGUUGCAGGAGUUGGAUUCAAGGCCUGGCCCUACAUCCUCCCCGUUCUCCAGAACCGAAACGUAUGGGCUACCAUCACUAUCAUCAUGAUCCUCGCCUGUACUGGAGGACACAUGUUCAACCAGAUUCGCAAGGUUCCUUACGUCUCAGGAGAUGGUAAAGGUGGGAUCAACUACGUUACUGGAGGCUUCCAAAACCAGCUGGGUAUUGAGACUCAGAUCGUGGGCUUCAUCUACGGUGCGCUUUCUUUCAUGGUUAUUGCCCUUAUCUUGAGAGCACCAAGACAAACCGACUCAAAGUACCAGCAAGCCUUCGUUAUCGUAAUGAGUGGAGGCAUCUUCCUUCUCUACGGUCUGCUCCUCUCCAUUUUCCGCAUCAAGAAUGGUGGAUAUCCCUUCGCCCUUCCUCCCUUCGCGUAAAUGGCGUUCUACAAGCGACGUUGAGGUAAGACUACCACCAGUUGCAGUUCCACCAAAAAGCUUGUUUGGAAAAGCACGAGAAACUGCCAGCCAGAACAUGGCUACGUGCACAAAGCUAUGCCUGUAUAUAGUGUACCAUAUAUCUUCCGCCAAAUGCAAUGGCACGUGCGCAAGAUAGAACAGAAUGUGAAAGAUGCCUAAAAGAA